Acanthaster planci (crown-of-thorns starfish) is the source of this 9948-nucleotide messenger RNA. RefSeq names its product receptor-type tyrosine-protein phosphatase T-like. Gene Ontology annotation, molecular function: protein tyrosine phosphatase activity; protein binding. Gene Ontology annotation, biological process: protein dephosphorylation. NCBI's taxonomy places the organism in Eukaryota, Metazoa, Echinodermata, Asteroidea, Valvatida, Acanthasteridae. The record is from RefSeq and is a predicted model, not a curated record.
UCUAGGACCAAGUUAUACGCUGGAAUACAAACAUGUGGAGGUCCAACAUGGCGUUGAUCCUUGGAGGAAAAACGCUGGUCUGGAAAGUUUUUUUACUACUUUCGGUUUCACAUUUCUCACUUGGUGAACUGGUCGACUUUACCUGCUUCAAUGACAACCCCAUCCUUUCUCUUACUGCUGAAAGAACGUUCAUCAGUGGCUACAAAGGAAACUCUACUCUGUUAAAUGAUGCUGUUUCCUUCGGGAGAACUGUUGUUACUGCCACCGGCGAUGGCUUGCCAACCUCAUGUUCAUGCAUACCCAGCCCCGGCAGUGGUCAGGGGUCAUCGAUUGUCCAGCAAUUCAUGAAUUGCCGAAGUGGUUUUUGCUCCUGCACCGGGACUGGAUUUAGUGAUUGCCGGUAUCGGAUCGGAGCUUUUUAUUGUCAGAUUAGGACAGGAACCACCGGGGAGAGGAUAACGACGAUAACUCUGAAUUCAGAUGCUGUCAUCAUUCCAGAGCGGCAGACCAUCACCGUGAGCACAGGAGAAUCUCUCACGCUUUCAGUCACCACUACGUUGUCUACGCCCCCAAACUAUAAAUGGAGAAGGACGUCAGCUACGCCUUAUUUUAGUGGUUGGCUAGAUAACUGGGAUGGUGCCCACUCUCCCACUGUAAAUUCUGUCACAACAGCUGAUGGGGGUGUGUAUGAGUGCCAUGUACCCCGGCAAAGAGCAGAAGGGCGCCACGCUAUCAUCAGAGUUAUUGUCAGAGAGUGCCCCAGUAACAUGUGGGGACCUUCUGAUGGCUGUCAGAACCCAUGCCCAGUAUGUUACAAUGGCGGCAUGUGCCAUGAUGUCAUCGGGGAAUGUAUCUGCGCUCCAGGCUUCAGUGGCUCUCACUGUCAAAUCGCAAAUGGAAGGAAUGCAUUUGGCCUGAAUGGCACAGUGGCGUGUGCAACAGCUGAGGAUCGUCACAGUACGGCAUGCCAAGGAAAACUGUUCUGCCUUCAAGAUCCAUUUGGCUGCAUCUGCGCGGCCGGCUACAAGGGAAUUGGCUGUAAUCAGGAGUGUGAUGAAUCAAACACUUUUGGACCAUACUGCUCACAAACCUGCCACUGCGCAGACGGCAUCACUUGUUUGAAGGACACCGGUGAAUGCAACGAUCCAUCGUGUACUGACGAAUACUGCCCUCAACUUUGCGCCCCGGGAUGGAAGGGAAAGAAUUGCCAAGUUCAGACACCAUGUGCUCUUGGUUAUUAUGGCGAGCUCUGUCUGGACAGAUGCAAUUGCCGUGACAACGAAGCAUGUGAUGAGGAAACAGGAGUGUGCAGCCGUGGCUGUGCUGACGGUUACAGAGGAGCAGCAUGUGAUCAAGAUGGAAGUAGAGCUAUUGCCUAUUUUGGGCAAAUCGGAAAGCCCAAUGCAGGUCAGCCAGUCACGGUCCGCUGUGAGGCAAUGGGGAACCCCCUCCCUAGAGCCAGUGAUGUCAUAUUACAGGACAGAGUCGGUCAACGAAUUAGACCAGAUCGAUCGUUGGAAUCUUCUGAACUGAAUGACUACAAACGAAUCAGUGAAUACAUUUUGACAGCUGAAGGGUCAGUCUCUGGGAGAGAGUUGACUUGUUACGUUCACCUAUCAGGAUCCAACUAUCUCACUGAAUCGUUAACUCUGGAUUUAUAUGAACCACCCUAUCUUGAAUCGGCCCCUAGGGCAGGUGACAGAGAUGCCUCGAGCAUCACCGUCAAUUGGGAUUCGUGGUCUCCGUCGCAAGGUCGUGGUGGUGGUGACGGGCCAGUCCUACGCUAUGAGGUACAUUACCGGCGCUGGAGUGAUGCCGCAGAUAACAUGGUGUAUGAUUAUGCACUCACGACCAGCAACGCAAGCACCUCAUUGGUCGUCUCUGGACUCGAGGUUGACACCCAGUAUGACUUUGUUAUUAUUGUCGUCAGGGAGGGGGAGGGCGGGGCUGGACCGCCCAGCCGUAAGGCAACCAUCUCAACAACUUGUGCAGCUCCAACUGCACCUCCCGUUGCUCAGCUGGGUGUGGUGAGUGGUACAGAACUCCAUCUCUCAUGGCAGCUCCCUGAUGAAUCUACCAGACAGUGUGAUAGCUUGGAGAACAUCCAGAUCUAUGUUAAACAGAGGUCCGACAGCGAGUUCCCAGCAUUCCCUUCUCAAUUAGACCCUUCAGGAACGGACACCAGACUAGGUUCACUGAUACCCUGCACUCAGUAUGACGUGUACAUCACAUUCAGCAACCGGGGUGGCUUGACCAGCCCCAGAAGUAACACAGUCAGUGCAACGACUGCCACAACAGUAUCCAGCUUCAUUCCGACAGUGAACUUGCAGAAGUCAGAUGUCACAUCUGACAGCAUACGCUUCACAUGGGAUGAGGUUCCCUGCGAGGAGGCAUUAUCUGUGGAUUCUGUUGAAGACCAGCCCACUGCCCUGCGAGUUAGAUGGAAUCAACCGUCUGGCAACUGCCCCGUAGAUUAUUAUACAAUCCACUACGACCUGGUCUGGUUAUCGCAGUGCGAGAUACCAGACAGUAAUCGUACCCUAGCGGGGACAACAGAAGGCACAGAGUACGGCAUCACAGGCCUUUUUCCUUACUCUAGAUACAGAGUUGAUGUGACAGCUAGGACUUCAGUGGGAGAGGGGGACGGAUCUUACGUCUAUGCUUAUACAGCUGACGCGGCCCCAUCGCAACCACCGAGUGAUGUUGCCAACGCAGCAACAUUGAAACGAGGGUUAAGGUUUGAGUGGCAGCCACCACGCUGCCUGGGUCGCCGGGGUGUCAUCACGGGAUACAGGUACCGACUACUGGAUCUAGAAAGAGGAGGGGCCAAUCUUACUGUAAACACCUUCUCGUAUGAGAGGCAAGCUGACAUCAGCGGACUGGUACCCUACACGCUGUACUCAUUCCAAGUCUUAGCACGUACUGCAGCUGGUGAUGGUCCGUAUAGUGAGGCGAUAAGACUACGCACAGCCCAAGCAAAACCACCUGAAGUUCCCAUGGUAACAACCCCCAGCGGGGAUGCCACCUCCAUCACUGUUCGAUGGCACCGUCCAGACCCACCUCACGGGAUCAUCAUUGCUUACUACAUUCGCUAUGGUAUUGUCCUCCAAGGCAGUGAGGAAGUGAAAGUCACUGAAGGACUGAACGAUACCCUCCUUGAAUUUGUGCUGACUGGUCUGGUUGCUGAUAGCAACUACUCCAUCGAGGUCCAGGCAGAGACAGCGGUGAACAGAGGCCCGUUGAGUGUGCCCGUGUAUCGCAUAACUCAGGAAGGAAUUCCUGGCGAGCCAUCCUCACUGAGAGUUGAGAGCAAGACGCAGGAACAAUUGUCCAUUGCUUGGAAUAUACCAACAGAACCCAAUGGAAGAAUCAUUACAUACACGGUCAAGCAUCGAGUCAUAGAAAAACCAUAUGAUCCAGAUUUCAGUCCCAGCUUAACUUACGUCAAAUCACAGACACCACCAGACAUUCGAAAGAGUGAUAUACCUGGUCUUCAACCCGGCACAAACUAUGAGAUUUUGGUGUCUGCAUCUACUCAAAAGGGGGAGGGACCGGCGGCUGAGAUAGAGGCGUUUACUGAGCCAGCAUCAGACAUUCCUGCCCCAGUCCUACCCUCCGUCAAUCCGCAGACAUCCACAGGAACUCGCGUUGACAUCACCAUACCGGAGGUAGACAGUGCCUACAUUGUUUCAUACCUGGUCAAAGUGAAGAAAGUCUCCUCGAGGAGGCGUCGGGAAUCAGUCAACAUCAAGCAGGAAGAUAUCGGCAACUACAGCACCAACCCUGAGGAGUACUGGGCAGGGGAGAUCAGCAAGAGUGAACACUCUGGGAACUUUGUGGUUGGCGAUGAGAAGACAUACGGGAUUUAUUACAACCCGCCUCUACAGGAAGGGACCACUUACGAAAUACAAACCGGAUCUAGCAGCAAAACAGAUAAUGCACACAUUGUAGCCCUGUCAGAACCCCUCACAAUUACAGCUGGGAACUAUGGCCAACCGGACCCACCAUCACCUGAGGACGGGGGAUCGGAUGUAGGGACUAUCGUUGCUGUCAUCUUAGUGCUUCUGGUAGUUGUCGUGGUGGUCUUUGGAGGAGUGAUUAUAAUCAGACGGAGACGUGCACAGAAUACAGGGAAGCCCUUUGAGUCUGUGGGAAUGACAAAAAUUGACGAUUCCAAAUACAUCAAAAAGUCACCUCCCAGCCCUGAGCUGAAGCACGUAGCUUCCGAGGACGCCCUGACAAAUAUGACUCAAGAUGGGGCUCCUCGUCCCACCCCCUCGGGCGCAGCCACACUGCCAGCUGACAUACACCGCCAGCCGACAGCCAGGGUGAGGUCAUCGGGGCCGGUCAAGGUGGAGAAGCUCGCCGACCACGUGAAAGCCAAGAAGGCUAAGAGCAACGAAGGCUUCAAGCUGGACUAUGCAAGUCUUCCCAGCGAUCACAUACACUCCAUGGAUGUCGCCAAGAAAGAUGAAAACAAAACUAAGAAUCGCUAUGCCAACAUCAUAGCAUAUGACCAUUCCCGUGUGGUCUUGGACAAGCUGGACGCAGAUCCCCACUCUGACUACAUCAACGCCAACUACAUUGAUGGAUAUAAACAUCCCAAGAAAUACAUAGCAGCACAGGGUCCCAAUUCUUCAUCUACUAGGGACAUGUGGCGCAUGAUUUGGCAGGAAAAAACAAGGAUCAUCGUCAUGGUUACGCACCUGGUUGAAGGAGGCAAGAAAAAAUGUGAGCAAUACUGGCCUUUGAAAUCCAAAUCCUAUGGUGGGAUCGAGGUUGAACUGGAGAAGGAGUCUAAGCUGGCAGACUACAUUAUACGGACCUUCAAAAUGAAAAAGAAUGGUGAGGAGAGGAAGUUGAUGCAGUACCAUUUUACCUCCUGGCCAGACAUGGGCCUGCCUCAGUACGCAAGCCCUCUACUCCGCUUUGUAUUUGUGGUCAAGGAAGGCUGCAAUGAAGAGCCCAAUAUGGGGCCCAUCAUUGUGCAUUGCAGUGCCGGAGUGGGUCGCACGGGUACCUUCAUCACCAUCGAUGCCAUGCUGGACCAGGCCAAAGGAGAAGGGCAGGUGGACGUGCUGAAGUUUGUCAGCAACAUGAGAGACAAGAGAGUGCGAAUGGUCCAGACACAGGAGCAAUAUGUGUUCAUCUUUGAUGCUCUCCUGGAAGCGUUUCUGUGCGGCCAGACAUGGGUGCCUAUGGAAGGGUUGAGACGGGCAAUGGACAGGCUCAACACACCCAGCCCUAUUGGGAAAUCCACCUUGCUUCAAGAUGAAUUCACUAAAUUGGCAUCACUUCAACCCACUGCCAAGGCCGACCGGUUCCGAGGAGGGAAGGACCCUUUGAACGCUAACAAGAACAGGUUCCCUGAUAACUUACCAUUGGAUCGUGGACGACCCUACCUGAUGACGAUGGGUACCGAGCAGAGUACCAACUACAUCAAUGCUUCAUUCAUAAAUGGUUACUGGAAGCGAGAUGAGUACAUCAUUACCCAAAUCCCUAUGCCCAAUACCACGGUUGACUUCUGGAGUAUGGUGUAUGAUUACAACUCCUCCACUAUCGUCAUGCUGAACCCUCUAGACCCAACCGAUGAGACCAUGGGCAGGUACUGGCCAGAGAAGACCAUGUCAGCCUAUGGCCCGUACAACGUGCAGGUAGUAUCAGUGGAAUCCUACGAUGGCACUGUCUGUAGGACGUUCACGGUAGACAACAUGAACAAACCGAAGGAUGAAGCCCACACCAUCCGACAGUUUGAGUUCAACGGCUGGUCCUCAGAUUCUGAGGUCCCGUCCUCUGGCAUGUCCUUACUGAAACUGAUCAGCUACUUGCAGAGAUGGUUAGAGGAAGAUCACGGUGGGCCAGUCACAGUCCAAUGCAUAGAUGGAGUCCGUUGCAGUGGGCUUUUCUGUGCCGUUUUGGCCAUGCUGGACAAGAUCAAAGCGGAGAAGAUCGUAGACGUCUUCCACGCUGUCAAGAGCGUUCGUAACAACAGACCCUCUGCAGUUGCCACACUGGAGCAAUACAAGUUCUGCUAUGAGACGGCUGUAAUGCAUCUGGAAUCCUUCGACAUCUAUGAAAACUUCAGGUAGGAAAACCCUCACCGGAUAAGGGUUACCAGUUCUUGCAAGUACCAGGCCAGAAUCAUCGAAGAUUUAGGGCGCCUCUGGUCUUUUAAAGAUUUGUUGAUGAAAAUUUAUACCGUCUGCAAAUAUGGGGAGAAGUGGACAACGGUCAAAAUAUUGCACAGGUUAGCAGUGAUAGGAUUGAAUACCCGGCCAAGGUGCCAACAUGACGAGAGGGCUUUCAUAUGAUCACUCAGUGGCUUAUGCAGAAUGAUUUUUGUAUAUAGGAAUAUUUUUAAGGUAUGAGAAUAUUGACUUUUUUUGUCUGACUAAAAUCUUCUGAAAUAGUCCAAAACUUGAGUAGCAGUGCUGUCGGUCCCGAAUGUGGCAAUGACAUCCCUUUUCAGAAAGUCUUGAGUUCUCAGUUCCAAAGAAGUUUUCCAAUAUUAAGAAGUGGAGCCUGAACGAAGAUCAUGUAAGGGGCUCCACAACACAGUUAUGUCUUUCAUAUGUAAACUGCAGUCAGUUCUCUUAUAUAUUUAACGAUAUAACCAACCACUUGACAUUUAUGGCUGCAUGCAAUGAGUUUGGAAAGAGACUUCGCUAGAUAUAACAAUGUUUCAGAAAAAAUAUCAUAGUUGUUAAUUACGGUGCUGAAGAAUUUAGAUACUUUUUUCUCUGCAAGGCAUUUAGAAAGCAAAUAUCAUAAUGAUUAAGAAAUCAAAUCUCAUAAUGAUUAAGAAAUCAAAUUUCAUAAUGAUUUAGAAAUCAAAUCUCACAAUGAUUAAGAAAUCAAAUUUCAUAAUGAUUUAGAAAUUAAAUCUCAUAAUGAUGCUUGAAUCAUUAACUGUGGUGCAGUUCAAGUAAUUUUUUACAUGUGCUGACUUUGCCAAAGAUUACAUUGAUGAAUUUUUGCACAAGUUGUCGUUCAAAAGGGUGCUCUUAUGUAAAUGAAUGAUUUCAUUGACAAUGCUGCCGGAUUGAGAUGUGUGACUAUAGGGUUAUGAAUUGGUCAGUAUGGCUCAUAACACAUGGUGCUAAAAAUGUAGUUAUUAUUUCAAUUUAGUAGUCAUGAUCAAAUGAUUAUAUUUGAUUUCAAUUUGUUCUGUUAUCUUCACCAGGAAAUUUCAUUUGGCCUUUCAUAUCAAAAAUAUUUCAAAAUUCAACGCAUAAGUAACAAAUAAGCAUUAGUACGUUACUACAAAUGCGAUGUAUAAAAAUAUACAAUCAAGAAUGGAAUCUGGAUACAAUAAAACCCCUAAUUUAUAGUAAGAAGUCCUUGUAAUAAGAGAUUUUGAGCUAGAACAAGAAGCUACAAAAAUCUUUCAAUCUCAAAAAUCUCAAAAAUCUUUCAAUCGAGUCAAAUUUCUUUCUACUAAAGUCCUGCUUUAAAGCCGACUACUUUCAUUUGCAGCAGACUUGACGUGAAGUUUUGUCAAACGGGCCCAAGAUUAUUAUCAAUCACAUGCUACUCCUUUAAAUUUGCUUGUGAGGUACGUGUCCUUUUAAGGCAGCGGGCUUGUGCAAAUUGUGAAGAAUUUCUAAAAGAGUCAGCCUUAGUGUUAGGCUGGAUUCUAUAGAACAGGUGCAAAAAAUGAAAGUUUCAAAUGAGUGAACUUUUAAUAAGAUGGUCAUUUCGUCCUUUUAAAAUAAUCAAACCAAGUAACUAAGGUCAAGCUUAUUUGAAACCUUGACUUUUUCAGUACUUUAUUUAGAAUAGCUGUGGUUUGGCCUGCAAGUUUUUAAUCGAACAAGUGGUCAGAUGCCAGUCUGCUUCCCAAUGGCAUUGUGGGUAACAACACCUACUGCCCGGUUAUAUGUCCCACACACAUGCUUAUAUAGUCUGCCCUCAUUCUGUCUAUCAUUCGAUAGUAACAUCUCUGAUCGGUGGUGUUACAUGUAAAGCCCCGCCUACUAAAUACAUAAUUACACCAGUUUGAAUAGCCCCUCCCACCUCUUUGGUUUGCAUAUCUUCAUGCACAGGCGAUACUUCAUAAGUAGCCUUACCAGUUGUUGAUGUUAUAUAUUUUUGUAAUUGUUAAUUAAUGAGAUGGCUGUAUUUUUCUCCAAUGUAAUAACUGAAUACAUGUAUUUAGAAUAUUUUUGGAAAUAGAUUACCCACAUUCAAGCCUCCGAAGUUUUUAUAUUUAUAUGCAUUCGCCAACCAGAUAAAAAGAAGUGUUUGAUUUUUUUAAGUGCCAACAAGAGUUAAUUGUAAGUAAUUACAAUUGUAAUUUGUUUUCUCAAAUCAGAAGACUCGCUAAUUAUGGUGAGAAAUUAAAUUGUCUACUCCAUGUUCACAGGGCGACUGCCAUUUGACAGUUUACAGACUUCUUUAUAAUCCUUUUAAAGCUGUAAUAGUGUUAGCAACUGACGUACAGUCUUCGACUUGAAAUUAUUCGACUGGACUCGGUCUCAACCACGAAGUGCAAGCCACCCUCAGGCCUCCUAACCAGUAGGAUAUCCAGGAACUCCAAGCGUAACACAUUUGAGAUCUGGGGAAAAAUUAGGCCAACCGGCAAUUGCUGUAAAAACAAAUAUACUCGUCUGCAAAUGCAGAAAGGCUGGGCCUGGAGAUUGUUUUGUGUGCGUAAUUUUUUCGGGGGGGGGGUUCAACGUUUCUCUUUUGGAAUGCCCAUUUGUAGUAUAGCAGCAUUUAUUUCGUUAACAGAUCGUCUGUUCGUCGCAAUAUCCAGACAAACAGACAAUUCUGAUCGAUUCCUUCAUUUUAUAGGUCUGAAAUGCAAACCAGUCUUUGUGAAUGUCCCUGUACGUAUUUGUAAUGUAUGUUAUAAAAUUAAUGGUUUUUUUUCAUUGCGCGAAAAAAAACUACAGUAUUGUAUUUGAGGAGAUAAUAAGUGAUAUCGAGCUUUUGGGUUUUUAUUUACCUAUUUAUUAAUUUUUAUAGCAGUAACUUAUUUUGGCACUGAAAGGAAAUUCGAUUUUUUAAACAUCCCUAUCUUGCAAAAAAUGUAAGUGUAUUUGAGAGUCUCACUGGCGAUCAAGUAAUUGUUUCGAAUACUGUAUUUCACUACAGAUUUUCGAGUGACGUUAUUUGUAAUUGUAGCUGUUAUUUUGCUCCUUUAAAUAUACCGAUUUGGAAAUAACAAGGCAUGACGUUCGGUUUCAACGUAAACUGUGCUUAUUUAAAUUUAGGUAUGCACAUAUUUUGUACUUCAGUGUUCUUGCCAACAUAUUUUUAAAAUAUUUUGAUGCUUCCAGUGUUCCUGUUUUGGUAUGCAAUAGUGUUUGAAAUACAUUUGUAGUAGUUUUUGUGUUUAAAUUUGAAUGGUGACAUGAAUGGAGAGGUUUCAUUCCAUAUAUUUUGUUGGCUUCCAGAAAUGGAAAUGUGCUGCACUCUGCGGUUUCUGGACUUCAGGUUUGCCUGCAGGAAAUGCAGGUAUCUUUUGAAACACUUUGUUAUUGUGUAGUUUUUGAAUAGUCUUUCAGUCUUUAUUUCGUUUUUUUGUUCUGUUAAAAUGUUCCAACGUGGUGAAUUUGAGCCGGUCGGCAGAUAUGCCGAUUCGUGCAUUCAAAUUGGUCACAAAAUCAACCCGAGAAGUCCGUAGCAGUGGUUAGGAUUAAGUUAAAUGUUCAUAUUAUGUACUCAAUAUACUUACAUUCCCUUCGAGAUAGUUGCAACUACGUGUAUGGAAUAUAUAACCAAAUACAUUUGUACUGAUAAUGUGCAUGAUUUCCUAGUAUUACACAGCAGAAGAUAAUAUGCAAUUUAUUUUGAAAUUGUUCAUUUAGUACUAGUAUUGUUUCAGUUCCAAAGUAUAUAUUUGACACGAUGCAGUAAAUGAAAUGUUUAAAGGAUUUCAUGUAAGAUACACAGAAUGAUCGAAAUAACAAAGAUGUUAACGUGUAUAUGUUUCUCUGUUUA